AAUGAAAGCUUGGAACCAGGUAGACCAGCUGUGUCUGUCGGCGAAUAACCAAGCACACCCAUAAGCACCCUCUUAGCUCUUUCUCUCUCUUCAAACUUUUCAAUUCAGUAGUGACAUAGUUAGAGAGAGAGAGUGUCUUCAAAGUUCAAGCUCUUCAAUUCAGUUGUGACAUAGUUAGAGAGAGAGAGUGCGUGGGUUUGUGUUGUACUAGUACUUUGUUUUUUUCCUUCAACUUGUGAACAAAGGUUGAAGCUUUCAAUCAUCUUCUUUGCAAAUUCUGAGAAAAUCAUCAUGGGUAUGCUAUUAUUGCCCAUUGUUGCUGUCAAGGGACUAAUGAGGGACAGUGGAACGAAACUAUAGCAGAGUGUAGAGGAGGAUGAGAAGAAAUCCACACGGUAUUUGAGUUGCAAAUGAUUCUAAUCUAUUGAGGAAGCAAUGUAGAACAAGGUUGUUGCAACACUGGGUGGAAAAGAACUAUGGCUAGGACUACUAGUUUUUGAGGCUUAGAAAAUGGUUUCAAUUUGAGACGUGGGAAGUGGGGAAUGGUGUGAGAUUGGUUGCUGCUUGCUAGUUAUUGGUUUUUGUUGGUUUUCUUCUUUUUGCUUGUGUUGUUUCGGGGGUUGAGGAAUUGAGUGUUGGUGGAUCGAGCGCAAUGGAGUCUCGGAUGGAUCAGUAUGAGAUCAUGGAGCAGAUCGGUCGAGGAGCAUUUGGAGCUGCUAUUCUUGUUAAUCACAAGGCUGAGAAGAAGAAAUAUGUGUUGAAAAAAAUCAGGCUUGCAAGGCAGACUGAACGAUGCAGAAGAUCUGCUCAUCAAGAAAUGGCUCUUAUUGCUCGAAUCCAGCAUCCUUACAUUGUGGAAUUCAAGGAGGCAUGGGUUGAGAAGGGUUGCUAUGUCUGCAUUGUGACUGGAUACUGUGAAGGUGGAGACAUGGCUGAAUUGAUGAAAAAAUUAAACGGUGCUUACUUUCCUGAGGAGAAACUCUGCAAAUGGUUCACUCAAUUACUGUUGGCAGUGGAAUACCUGCAUUCAAAUUUUGUUUUACAUCGUGACCUAAAGUGUUCCAACAUCUUUCUUACCAAGGAUCAGGAUGUUCGCCUAGGGGAUUUUGGGCUUGCUAAGACACUAAAAGCAGAUGAUUUGGCAUCUUCGGUGGUAGGAACUCCUAAUUACAUGUGCCCUGAACUGCUUGCUGAUAUUCCGUAUGGAUUCAAAUCUGAUAUUUGGUCACUAGGGUGCUGUAUAUACGAGAUGGCUGCUCAUCGCCCCGCUUUUUAAGCUUUUGAUAUGGCAGGAUUGAUAAGCAAGAUAAACCGUUCUUCCAUUGGCCCUUUGCCUCCAUGUUAUUCCCCUUCGUUGAAAACAUUGAUAAAGGGCAUGCUAAGAAAAAAUCCUGAGCAUCGGCCAACAGCAUCUGAGGUGUUAAAGCACCCCUAUUUGCAGCCUUAUGUUGACCAAUAUCGUCCAUCUUUCAGUCCUCCAACAACCUGUUCUCCUGAAAAACCAAUUUCUGCUGUCAAUGAUCCUCGAAAAAAUAUGGCUGAAAGCCAAAACAGCAAUAGUUCAAGUAGUGACAAAGAUAGUUUGAUGUCAAAUGAGAAAAACAUUGCAACAGCAGUACCUAAGUGUGAUAACAAAGCCACUGAGACAGAUCAAAUAUCAAUUGAUGAUGAUGGCUCAGACGAAGAAAAUGGCUCUAGUAAUGCCAUUGCCAAUACCAAAACAGCUGAGCAAGAGGUGAUGAAACCAUCUCAUAAUGAACACCACUCUAAUGUUGAAUCUAAGCAGCCAAAAACAAUUAGAAACAUAAUGAUGGCAUUGAAAGAAGGAAAAGUUAGAGAAGCAACUUCUCCAAUGAGAGGCAAUCGCAUAAAGCCUGGCGGUGUACCAACACAGAAAAUAAGCACAGAAACAUUGUCUAAAUUGCCUAAACCUAAUUUUAUUGCUCCAAGUGUGAAGCCUAAUUUAGAUUCACCAACUGUUGCACUUGCAAGGGCAACCCCCGACUCUGCAAAAAGAAUGCAGGGAUCACAUCAUUCAAAGCAUCAGUUGCUGAUGACAGAAGCCUCACCAAAAGUUAAACCUAGACAUGAUUUGACUCCACCAUCUGGACAUGUCAAACAAGUAGAAGGAGAUGGAGUUCCUCCCAAACCAAGGCAAAGGACUCCCCCAAGCUUACUUAGAAGACCUUCAUUUUCUGGAAGAAUGAGGCUGGCUGGAAUAGAUGUUCCAAAUGUAGCAAAUGAUACUGGGAAGCUAGGCACAAAUAAAGUAUCCCUGGAACCUGAGAUGAGCCAUUAUCAAUUGGCCAAUGGCAAUUUACCACAUAUUUCUAGACAGGUUACUAGAGAGCCUCAUAAGGCUUUUGAAAGAAGUUCCAAAGGAAUGCAGACAGACAGCAGCAAUUCUGCCUCAUCUUCAGUUUCUAUACAAGGAUGUGAACUUGCUGAUGAUGCAACAACUUUUAUUGACAUGAGAGAACAGCAGACACUUCCUGAUCAUGAGAAUGUAAACCAUAUUGUAGGUGUGGAAUCAUGUCCUGACAGUGUGCCACCAACAACUUGUGCACAUUGUAAGAUGGUUGAAAAAGUUCCUAAAGAAACCUGUGGGGUUACCAUGAAUUUUCAGAAUACUAGUAGUAGUAAUGAGAAAGUGAGUUCCAGUUUAACUCGAGAUCACCAUGUUGAAGAUUCCAAGCUAACACUUGCUUCAGAAGGUGGUCUUGUUAUAAACCAGACAACUAUAUCUACUUGUGAUAAUAGAUCUGCAGACCUAUCUGCUGAAGCCAACAAAGAAAUCAAUGAUUUUCAAGAUAUUUCCAAGGAAAUGCCUUUAACCAAGUCUCCCAAACAAGCACCCCCAAGUUCUGGAGAAAAGUCUGUUCAUGUAGAAGUUAGUCCAGUUAGUGAGCCUGAUAUAGUUAGCCAGCCAAGACUUGGAUGCAAAUCUCCUGGUGAUGACAAAUUCACAGUGAGGGAGCAUCUGUCACCGGUGGCUGAAACUGUUCCUGUGGUUACCACCACUAAAUUAUCAGGACAGAAAGUUUUGCAAGAUACAGGAACUGUGUUGCAGAAUCCAGCAUCAGAAAGGCCUGAUACCGGCCAUCUUCCUCCAGCCUUUGAUGAUGUUAUCCAUGUCAUACGCCACAGUAGUUACCGCGUUGGAAGUGAGCAGCCAGUAAAGGAAUCUGUCGAGAUGGGAGUUCAAAAUGUAGAUGUUGGCAAGUUUAUCAAUGUUGUGAGGGAUGAUCUAGAAAUGAGGAACAUAACCUCACCUUUGACCCUCAAAUCUUCAAGUUGCUCUGAUGUUACAACCUUGAAAUCAAAUAUUUCUGAUCAGAUGGAAAUGAACAACUUGAACACUCCUCCCGUCCUUAAAUCUUCAAGUUUCUCUGAUACUUCUAGCUUGAAAUCAAGCAUUUCUGAUCAUCCUGGUUACAAGGAACAAGAUGUGAGUAUCCCUCCUUCUUCAGUUUCAGAACCUGAUUCUGCUGAGCUCAGUAAAUGCACCACACCUAUGAAUGAAGACAAACUACCAGCAAAGGAAACAUUGGAUGUGAAAUCUUUCAGGCAGAGAGCAGAGGCACUUGAAGAGCUCUUGGAGUUGUCUGCAGAGUUGCUGCAGCAAAACAGAUUGGAGGAACUUCAAGUUGUUCUGAAGCCCUUUGGGAAAGACAAGGUGUCUCCCAGGGAGACAGCCAUUUGGUUAGCCAAGAGUCUCAAAGGAAUGAUGUCUGAGGAAAGUGGUGGACGCUCAUCAUGAGCUUCAUCAUCAUAACAAAAACUGUGUGGUGCUGUUAAAGGCACAUAACAACGCACCGCGCCAAAAUUGCACUUGCCUACACUAGCUAGCAUCAUUGAUAAGACAAACCCUUCUUCCAAAACCAAAACUAAUGCCUCCAACCAACAAUAACACCGCGACAAGAACUGGCCAUGACAACUCCUUUAUCCGCAGCCUCCGGUUGGUGGUGGUUAUCAUCUUUGUCAUCGUGAUGGCCAUCAUCAGCAUAGCAUGGCUCGUCAUGCAUCCGCGUGAUCCUGGUUUUGGGGUGACGUCACUUUCUGUGACCAACUUCAACGUCUCGGAUUCGCAGGUACGAGGUAGGUACGAGGUGGUGCUAACCGUAACAAACCCGAGCAAGAUCAAAACCGAAGUGGUGCUUCACCGUGCAGCCAUGCUUUAUGGUCAAGAGUGGAACUCAGUGGCCGAAGUGCAACAACAAAGCGUGUUCGUCGAGAAGUUGACCAACAAGAGUGUGAAGGUUGACUUGGAAGUGAAGGAUCCGCACGAGAAAGUGGUGCCUGAGGUUCUGGUUAAGGACUGGAACAAAGGGGUGGUUAACUUUAACGUGGUGUUGAAUGUUAUGGUUAGAUUCCAAGCUGGAAUAUGGCCAAGCAAGGAUAAGUUGUUGGAAGUUCGGUGUAAGGAUCUUGAUGUGGAGUUCUUCUCUCCAACAAAAGACACUGGCAAGCUUUUGGGCAUAGGAAAGCACUGCAACACUGAGAAUAAAGUGGGGCAUGAUUAGGAGAUAUUAGAAAUUAUCGGUCAAAACUUACAGUUUCUGUGCGUUAUUGUUAGCAUUGUUUUCCGAUUAGAAUCUAAGUAUUAUAUCGGUAACAGGAUCAACAAUAACUAUCACCCUAUAAGUUUUAUAUAAAAUUAUUAGGAUUUUAGAGUUUUAAAUUUAGGAUUUAGGAUUUAGGAUAGUAUAUUCAAUGAUAUCUUGUAAAUAGAAAAAAUUGAUUGCAUAUCACGUAGAAAGUGGUUAGCACCAUAUGAAUACAUGGGGAUGUGACUAGAAAUUUAUUGAAA
Messenger RNA from Cajanus cajan (pigeon pea), 4810 nucleotides. Its product is annotated as serine/threonine-protein kinase Nek5-like. Gene Ontology annotation, cellular component: cortical microtubule. Gene Ontology annotation, molecular function: ATP binding; protein serine/threonine kinase activity. The record is from RefSeq and is a predicted model, not a curated record. Gene Ontology annotation, biological process: microtubule-based process; protein phosphorylation. NCBI's taxonomy places the organism in Eukaryota, Viridiplantae, Streptophyta, Magnoliopsida, Fabales, Fabaceae.